AUGCAAAUCAUGAAACAACCUCCACAACUUGUCACCAAAUGGGAUAAAAGUUUUUUUUUACAAUUACUAAUGAUGGUACCAUUGGUUGUUGUAUGUUUUCCAUCGAGUUUUAACCGAAGUGAAGAAUUUAAACAAUCUCCAUUGCCAAAACCAAUAGAUUUACUUCCUUCGAUUAUUCCAUUAGCAGUUAUAUCUAUUUUAAGAAUUGUUCUUGCAGAAAAUUUAUUUAAAAAGAUUGCUAAGAAAGUUGUAUAUAGAAAACCAGAAUGGGAUGAAAAAUUUACUCAAUUCAGAUAUGAAAGAUUUGGACUAACAUUUUUCAAAUUUCUUUAUUAUCUUGGUGUUGCACCAUUUGGUGUAUAUUUAUUUAGAAAUGAAGAUUGGAUGCCAAGUGCUUUAUUUGGUCAAGGAAAAAGUGAUUUAUUACUGAUUUAUGAAAAUUUCCCAUAUGUUCCUGAAGUUCCUUAUUUAACAAUGUUCUAUUGUUUGGAAUUAGGGUAUCAUCUACACUCUCUACUUUUCCAUAUUUGUUCAACUCCUCGAAAUGAUUAUUAUGAUACUUUACUCCAUCAUGUAGCAACUAUCUUUUUAGUCAUUUUCAGUUAUGUAAAUAAUUGUGGAAGGAUUGGAGUUUGUGUAAUGGUUCUUCAUGAUAUUGUUGAUGCGAUUAUGUAUUAUACAAAAUGCACUAAUGAUUUUAAAAAUCAAGUUCCAUGUUAUAUUGGAUUUUUCUUUUUAGUAAUUUCUUAUGCACGAUUUAGAUUAUACGUAUUUCCAAGAUAUAUUAUUUAUGCUGCUAUUCAAGCAUAUCCAUUUAUUCCAAAAAAUGCAACAGGAGGAUACAUUGUUUGGGGUCUUCUUGUUGGAAUGUUAUGUUCAUUGUUGAUAUUACAUAUUUACUGGUUUAAGUUAAUUAUUGAAAUGAUAUUUAAAGUAGCUUCCCAUGAAGGAGUUGUUGAUCCUCAUGCUGGGAAACAAAAGAAUGAAUUAUAA
Molecule: messenger RNA, 993 nt
Organism: Entamoeba dispar SAW760
Lineage: Eukaryota; Evosea; Mastigamoebida; Endamoebidae
Product: protein ASC1, putative
Exons: 1
Coding region: 1-993 (330 amino acids)
Biological process (GO): ceramide biosynthetic process
Cellular component (GO): membrane
Molecular function (GO): sphingosine N-acyltransferase activity
Source: RefSeq, a predicted model, not a curated record